AUGAUUCCUGUUGCGCCGGAGGCCGUGGACCUGCCCAAGCCCUUUGGCCUUGGCCUUGCAGCCUCGGAGUCCACCGAAGCGGAGAGCGAUAACGAGGAGAACACGAGCCAGAGCCAGUUCUUGGUAAUCCCAGGCGCGAACUCGGUGUCCAACAUGUCCAGCACCUCGCAGCUGCAGCAGGCCUUGGCGCAGCAGCUCCAGACGCUGAAUCAGUUGGUCCAGAGUUGCAAUGACAUCUUCAGGGAGGAUGGCAUUGGCAUGCGGAUGCCAACCUGCGGUCUCAGUUUUUCACCCGCCGCUUGUACCUCACCUCCCAUCCUAGGCACACGCCCCGCCGGCCCCUCGGGAGGCAUGCACCUCCCAGACAAAGCGCUGCCUGAAGUGCACAUGGUGCCACCCGUACCGCAGCAUUGGGGGUACCAGCAGGCAGUACCCAAGCAGAAGUCGCAAAGGCAGAGCAAACAGGUACCUGCCCAUGCGCCUGUGGCCGGGCCGCGCACAGCCAAAGUGGCCGGGAAAAACAAGAUGGCUAAGGUCAAGGAGGUCACGGAAGUAAUGGAAGUGAAGGAGGAGAGCCUUGUGGCCCAGAACACGGCGACCGGAAAAGGUGGUCGUCACUGGAAGGAAAAGGUGCCCAAGACUGAUUCAAAGACUUCAGAGGCCUGUGGGAGAUGGAGGAUGACAGAGGCAUUGGGCGCAGAAAUUCACGAAGAUGGGCUAAACUGCCUAAACUGA
This is a messenger RNA of Cladocopium goreaui, 735 nucleotides long. The record is from the annotation of a GenBank genome assembly. NCBI's taxonomy places the organism in Eukaryota, Dinophyceae, Suessiales, Symbiodiniaceae.